AUGAGCGCCGUGUCGGCGGCGGCUGUAAAAGAGCUUCGCGACAAGUCUGGCGCCGGCAUGAUGCUCUGCAAGAAGGCGCUCACAGAGUGCAACGGCGACAUGGAGGAGGCGGUUAAGUGGCUUCGCAAGAAGGGCAUGGCGUCGGCGGACAAGAAGGCGGGUCGCGUCGCCGCGGAGGGUGCCAUCCACUCCUACAUCCAUGGGGGGUCCCGCCUCGGCGUUCUCGUCGAGGUCAACUGCGAGACCGACUUUGUGGCGCGCGGCGACAAGUUCAAGGAGCUCGUCGCCGACAUCGCCAUGCAGGUCGCCGCCUCCCCCGGUGUCGAGUACGUCUCGCCCGAAGACGCGGACCCAGCCAUGGUCGCCGCCGAGAAAGAGCUCAUGAUGAAGAUGGAGGACGUUGUCUCCAAGCCCGAGAACAUCAGAGAGAAGAUCAUCCAGGGCCGCCUCAGCAAGGUUGUGAACGAGAAGGCGCUCCUCAAGCAGCCCUUCAUCAAGGAUCCGUCCAAGACGGUCGAACAACUCAUCAAGGAGGUCACCGCGGAGAUUGGAGAGAAGAUCUCCGUCCGCCGUUUCGUCAAGUACAACCUCGGUGAAGGCAUCGAGAAAAAGGUGGAAGAUUUUGCCGCCGAAGUUGAAGCCACCAGGACCGCAACCUGA
Micromonas commoda is the source of this 660-nucleotide messenger RNA. RefSeq lists its product with no specific name. Gene Ontology annotation, biological process: mitochondrial translational elongation. Gene Ontology annotation, cellular component: mitochondrial matrix. NCBI's taxonomy places the organism in Eukaryota, Viridiplantae, Chlorophyta, Mamiellophyceae, Mamiellales, Mamiellaceae. The record is from RefSeq and is a predicted model, not a curated record. Bases 1 to 660 code for a protein of 219 amino acids. The transcript has a single exon. Gene Ontology annotation, molecular function: translation elongation factor activity; protein binding.